AUGUCGUCCUCAUCAUCUGGACCCCCCGCUGGCACCGCCUCGGACGACGACAACUUUCAACUGACGCAUGUGCUGCGCGCUCACACUUCCGACGUGCGGUGUGUGGCGCCGACGCUCGAUGCGCUCUCUGGUCGCGAGGCGUUGCUGUCUGGGUCGCGCGAUGAAACUGCCGUGCUGUGGUCGCGCGAGCAGUCACCCAACGCAGCCUUUAGCAAGGACGCAACGUUUCAAGGCCACCGAUUCUGCAGCGCGGUCGAGUUCAUCCCACCCAGCACCUCCGCUGGCCUUCCACGCGGUCAAGUGCUGACGGGCAGUCUGGACGCGCAAAUUCGCUGCUUCGACCCGCUACGCCCGGACAAACCGCUGCAGCUGCUCACCGACCACUGGGACAACGUCGCUGUUCUCAAAUCCACCACACACGAUGAGCCGGUGUUCAUCUCGGGGAGUUGGGACAAGACGGCGCGCGUAUGGAUGUGGGACGGUGCAAAGUGGGCGUGCAAGUGGGUGCUGCGCACCCACGAGCAGGCAGUGUGGGGCGUCGAGAUCAUCGAGCCACCCACAGCCACCCAACCAGGAAAAUACCUCACCGCAUCCGCCGAUCUGUUCAUAAGGCUCUUCCACGGAGACCAGCUGCACACCGUGUAUGCCGGCCACACCGACGUCGUACGCUCGCUUCUACUGCUACCCCCACUUCCACCCACCGACGAUGCUGGCAGUGCAGACCCCGUGCUCUUUCCGGACGAGAGCGUGUUUGCGUCUUCGUCCAACGACGGCACGGUGCGCAUCUGGUCGCUCGACGCGCGUCGCAGUCCCACCCCUGGCAAUGGUGGCGAAGCGGUACGCGUGCUUCGUGGACACACCAGCCUCGUGUACGGCCUGGCAAGGUACCAAGACGCGGCAGGAUUGCGACUGGUGAGCAGUGGUGAAGACGGCACGUUCCGCAUUUGGGAUCCCGUCAGCUCGCGGCUCCUGCACACCAUCCCCGUACCCGUUGUGUCCGUAUGGGCGGUCGCGGUGUUGCCCGCAUCGAAUGAUAUCGUGGUGGGUUGUAGCGACGGUCUAGUGCGCAUCUACUCUCGCCACGCCGCGCGCGCCGAGGAGGACAGCAAGAUGCUCGGUGCCCCACUAUCCAUCAGCGAAGCCGAAGCGGAAGCACGCAAAGCCGCCGAGAUCCAACGAACGCUGUCGCGCAACACCGAGACGCCCGACCAAAGCACGCAGGAUGGCAACCACGAUGUCCUUCUCCACAUUGACGUUGCCGACGACCAGCCGCCUCUCCCGCUCGCGGUGAAUCGUUCGCAAAACUGGCUUCAAGUCGCCUCGGACUUUGUCGCGCUUCAUGCACUGCCCUCGUCGUACAUUGAGCGCAUCGUCGAGUAUAUCCAGCUCGUCUUGCAGUAA
Molecule: messenger RNA, 1401 nt
Organism: Moesziomyces antarcticus
Lineage: Eukaryota; Fungi; Basidiomycota; Ustilaginomycetes; Ustilaginales; Ustilaginaceae
Product: WD40 repeat-containing protein
Exons: 2
Coding region: 1-1401 (466 amino acids)
Biological process (GO): proteasome-mediated ubiquitin-dependent protein catabolic process; ubiquitin recycling
Cellular component (GO): cytoplasm; nucleus
Molecular function (GO): ubiquitin binding
Source: RefSeq, a predicted model, not a curated record